AUGUCAGGAAACAAUUCGACUACAGUGGGUACACUCAGAGGUGGUAAUUUACAAAAUCGUAAUUCCCAAAGAUCUACACUUUUGAAAGUGGUAAUCCUAGGUGAUGGCGGCGUUGGCAAAUCUUGUCUAAUGAAUAGAUUUGUAUCGAAUCACUUUGACGAACAUAGUUUUCAUACAAUUGGAGUAGAAUUUUUAAACAAAGAUAUUGAAAUUAAUGGAGAGGCGUACACAUUGCAAAUAUGGGACACAGCUGGACAAGAAAGAUUUAAGACUCUUAGAACUCCGUUUUAUAGAGGCUCUGAUAUUUGCCUUUUAACUUAUGCUGUAGACGAUAGAACAAGUUUUAAAAAUUUAGCACUUUGGAGAUCUGAAUUUCUUUAUUAUGCUGACGUUCAAGAAGGAUCAACAUUUCCAUUUAUAGUUGUUGGGAAUAAAAUGGACGUUCCAGAUUCUGAGAAGCAAGUUUCUACAGAAGAAGCUCAAGCUUGGUGUGCAGAAAAUGGAGAUCCUCCACUAGUGGAAACAUCUGCAAAGGAUGCAACCAAUGUUGAAGCAGCAUUUGGUGCAGCUGUUGCUGCUUGGGCACAACUUGAAGCUAGACUAGAAAGACCAUUAGUAGAAGAUACUGUCGAUCUUUCGAAACAACAAUCUCCUCAUCGUUCAAGUUGUUGUAUGCCUGUGUCUGGUGCUGAGUCUAACAAAAUUAUUUGAAGAGAUUUCUUGCCUGUCUGCAAUACUUUCCUCGUAAUAAGGUGAAUUUUAAUGCUAAAAGUAGUUUUUGUUUAUUUUAUUUUUGACAAUACUGAGUGUUUCUUCUGUUGCCAAUGUGAACAUAUUUAUAUAUUUUUAUAAAUUCGUUUUUUUAUUUGUUUUCACAAAUAUUUUUCAGUUACGUUAAAAUAUGCAAAAUGAAAUUUCGCUUUCGCGGAAAAAAAUAAUACUUUGUGGUUGAUAUUUCCAGAAUACAACUGUAAACUAUAAGGUCAAAUUGAACGUCCUACUCGUAUCACGCUUUGUGCAGUUCGCGAGCUACAGACAGUAUUUUAAGUAUUUCGUACACCAUUGGCUUGUGAUAAAAUAAUAUUAGUAAUAACCAUGAUUAUCAACUGCUUUAUAAAUAAGGAAUAGGUAUAAAAUGUAAUUUAGCUUUGUAAUCUAAAUUUGCCUUAUCUUCGCAGCACAAACUAAGGGCAGUGGUAGUAAUAUAUAUUUAUCACAAAUCUUCUGAAUCAUCUUUAUAUAUACAUAUAUACAUAUGUAUACAUAUAUAUGAUUUUGAAAUAUCUACACUAUAAAAAAAAAUAAAAAAAUAAAAAAAAAAAUACUCUGCUGCUCUUGGAAUGCCCUGCUGUCGGUGUUUAAAGAUUUUCCUACAAAGUAAAUAAUAUUAUAAACACAUCAAAUAAAGCUUUUUGUACAACCUUGUACGUACAAAACGUAUGAACGCA
Messenger RNA from Frieseomelitta varia, 1448 nucleotides. RefSeq names its product ras-related protein Rab-9A (gene Rab9). Lineage: Eukaryota; Metazoa; Arthropoda; Insecta; Hymenoptera; Apidae. Gene Ontology annotation, cellular component: late endosome; lysosome; phagocytic vesicle. The transcript has 3 exons. Gene Ontology annotation, molecular function: GTPase activity; GTP binding. The record is from RefSeq and is a predicted model, not a curated record. The coding region runs from base 1 to 711 and encodes 236 amino acids. Gene Ontology annotation, biological process: retrograde transport, endosome to Golgi.